AUGGAUUUCUGCACCUGGCUUAAUUUGGUUUUUCAAAACAGAAAGCAUGACUUUGGUGAAAUUCCUGUAACCACUUCCUGGGCACUCUGGCAAGCCAACAAUAAGAGCACAAUGGAAGGAAAGCGACAAUCAUUCCAAGAUAUUUGCUCUAUUAUUUUCAGUAUUAUAAAGGAAAUGAGGGAGUUGAACGAUAAAAUACUUGCUCCGAUGAAUGCAAUGAACUCUAUAUGGAAACCCCCUCAAGAACCUUUUGUUAAGGUGAAUUUUGAUGUUGUGUUCAAAACAACACUCCACCAUUCAUAUUCUGGUUUUGUUAUCAAGAAUAGUAGAGGUUUGCCUAUUGGAUGCGGAUCUAUUUUUAAUAAAUUUGUCUCUGACUCUUUUACAACAAAAGCUAUAGCUUAUCUCCAGGCUUUGGAUUUUGUAAGGGAAAUGAGUUUUACUCAUGUUAAAGUGGAGGGUGAUUCUAGGACCAUGAUUGUCAAAAUAAACCAAGUACUACCAAAUUUUUCAGAUAUGGGGACUUACAUUGAAGAAAUAAAGAUAAAGGUGAGCUCUUUUCAGCACAUCUCUUUUUACCAUAUUGAUAGACGAGUGAAUAUAGUGUCUCAUAUGUUAGCAAAAGAAAGGAUGUCGAUGCGGGAAGACAGGUUUUGGGUGGAGGAUUUACCAACGGCAGCAGAGAUUCACUUGGCUAUAGAUCUCUCGAGACUGGUUUCUCAUAUCUGA
Gossypium arboreum is the source of this 729-nucleotide messenger RNA. RefSeq lists its product as uncharacterized. The transcript has a single exon. Gene Ontology annotation, molecular function: nucleic acid binding; RNA-DNA hybrid ribonuclease activity. Bases 1 to 729 code for a protein of 242 amino acids. NCBI's taxonomy places the organism in Eukaryota, Viridiplantae, Streptophyta, Magnoliopsida, Malvales, Malvaceae. The record is from RefSeq and is a predicted model, not a curated record.